Molecule: messenger RNA, 807 nt
Organism: Penicillium roqueforti
Lineage: Eukaryota; Fungi; Ascomycota; Eurotiomycetes; Eurotiales; Aspergillaceae
Product: YoaK family protein
Exons: 2
Coding region: 1-807 (268 amino acids)
Source: RefSeq, a predicted model, not a curated record
AUGGAGAAGACAGACGCCGCGGCUACACCCGAUCUCGAAGCCCCAGACGUCCCUGCCAGAGAAUCCAGCCUCGCCCAACGAUGGAAGCAGAACCUGACGCCCACUCACGCAGACUUUGUCUGUCUGCUCCUCACUUUCCUCACCGGUCUAUGCGAUAGCAGCGCCUACAAUGCGUGGUCCUGCUUCCUCGGAAUGCAAACCGGAAACACCAUCUUCCUCGGCCUCGGCGCCUCCAAUCAACCAACUAACAAGCCAUGGGGCUGGCUCAAGUCCCUCGUCUCGAUCGCGUCCUUCUUCUUCGGCUCGAUGAUCUUCUCGCUCGCGAUGCGCACCGUCGGCGCCCUCCGCCGUGGAACCCUCUUCAUCUCAUUCCUCGUGCAGACCCUGCUCAUCAUCAUCGCCGUCGCCCUAAUCGAAGCCGAUAUCAUCCCCCACACCUCCCAUGACGCCACCCUAUCCGGUGGCCCGCUGUUCCUCGAGUUGAUCCCGAUCGCCCUGCUGGCUUUCCAAUCCGCUGGUGGAAUGACGUGCAGUCGUGCGCUGGGCUACAAUGAGAUCCCGACCGUGGUCUUGACGAGUGUCUACUUUGAUAUUGCGUCCGAUCCAAAGAUCACCGAUAAGCCGACGACGAACGUUAAGCGCAACCGUCGUGUUGCCGGCGUUGUGUGUCUCCUGGUCGGUGCUAUUGUCGGCGGCUGGCUGAGUCGUAGCAGUGGUGGUAUGCAAUCUGCGCUAUGGAUGGCUGCUGGUUUGAAAUUCGUUGCUGCGAUUGCGUGGUUGUUCUGGAAGGCUGCGCCGGCGAAAUAG